AUGGCGGAAACAAAAACCAAGUAUGCCGUGGUUACAGGAUCAAACAAAGGGAUAGGAUUCGAGAUUUGCAGGCAGCUGGCGUCACAAGGCGUGACGGUAGUGGUGACAGCCAGAGACGAGAAGAGAGGCCUCGAAGCUGUUGAAAAACUCAAAGGGCUUGGCCUUUCUGAUUUUGUCAUCUUUCAUCAGCUUGAUGUAACCGACCAACCAAGCAUCGCUUCUUUCGCUCAAUUCAUUCACUCCCGUUUCGGCAAGCUUGAUAUCUUGAUUAACAAUGCUGGGAUCGGUGGAACCCUGCUCGACGAUGAUGCUUUCCGAGCCUCGUCUGCGGCUGGUGGUGGUAGUGCUCAAAUAAAUUGGAAAGGGUUGUUGUGUGAGAACUACGAGUUAGCAUUAGCAUGUCUGCAAACAAACUAUUACGGCGCUAAACUCACUAUUGAAGCACUGCUUCCCUUACUCCAUCUCUCUGCUUCACCAACAAUUGUCAAUGUCUCAUCUGCAUCAGGCAAGCUCAAGUACGUAGGCAACGAGUGGGCCAAAGGGGUGCUCAAGGACGUCGAGAAUCUGACAGAAGAUAAAAUCGACGAGGUGGUGAAUGAGUUUCUGGGAGACAUGAAAGAGGGGUGUUUAGAAGCCAAAGAAUGGCCUCAGCUACUUGCUGCUUACACAGUCUCGAAAGCAGCCAUGAACGCCUACACGAGGCUUCUUGCCAAGAAGAAACCUGAUAUCCGGAUUAACAGCGUGUGCCCGGGAUAUGUUAAAACUGACCUCAACUACAGCACGGGGUGCGGACAGUGGAACAAGGAGCAGAAUGUCCAGUGA
Messenger RNA from Salvia hispanica, 822 nucleotides. Lineage: Eukaryota; Viridiplantae; Streptophyta; Magnoliopsida; Lamiales; Lamiaceae. The record is from RefSeq and is a predicted model, not a curated record.